AUGGUGGAAAUAGGGUUUAAAAGCAAGCUUAAUUCAAGCCACCUAGUCAUAUCUGCUUCUUUAGACCGGUUUGACAUGAGUGUCAAUAGAGGAUGGUCACCUCUUUGCCAGUUCCUCUUGGCCUUGUGCCUCUGUGAGCGGAGGCGUUUGCUCAUUCAGCUGGAGGCAGCCAAGAGUGCCAAAGCCUCCCCUGUAGGUGGGAAGAGCUCUGCCAAAGCCCCAGCUGUCACGGGCAACACGGUGACCUACGAGCUGCAUUCCCGUCCAGAGCAGGACAAAUUCUCUCUGGCUGCUAAGGUCGCAGAUCUGGAGAAGCGCUUGGCUGAGUUGGAGACCACCGUUCGCUGUGAACAGGAUCCCCAGAAUCCUUUGACUGUUGGACUGCAGGGAGCCAGUCUUAUGGAAACGGUAGAGAUUUUGCAGGUGAAAGUCAGCACCCUAGAUAUGGCAUCCCUGGACCAGGUGGAGGCAAGGCUACAGAGCGUCUUGGGAAAAGUGAAUGAGAUUGCCAAGAACAAGGGAACGGUGGAGGAUGCAGACACCCAAAGCAAGGUGCACCAGCUGUAUGAGAUCGUGCAGCGCUGGAGCCCUCUGGCCAGCUCCCUCCCUGAGGUGGUGCAGCGCAUGGUUACUGUGAGACAGUUGCAUGAGCAAGCCAUGCAGUUUGGGCAGCUCCUGACUCAUUUGGACACUACUCAACAGAUGAUUGCUAAUUCUUUGAAGGAUAACGUCACUCUCCUGACACAGGUUCAGAAGACCAUGAAGGACAACCUGGCUGCUGUCGAGGACAACUUUGCCAGUAUGAAUGCACGGGUGCAGAAACUUUCUAAAUGAACCCCCCCUUAACUCCAUCUACUAAGACCAGGCAGAAAAGGUUUGUCUGCCGGUAAAAAAACCACACUAACCACUCCGUCCUUUCCUUACCACUGUACCUUUUUUCUUGCGUGCUCUUAGCAGGAGUUCAGCCUUCACGCAAGAUGGAGGUCUGAGUGCUCCUUGGUUUCCAGAGGGCAGAACGCUGUCCCCUUCCAGCAUUUUGCUGUCCCCGUGGCGAUUCUGACUGCAGAAAACCGCGCUACAUUCCCAACGGGAGGGUGGGUCGUAGCUCCGGAGGGACCCCGUCUUUGCAUAACUUCCUGGGGAGAUUCAUUCACUGCUUGGCUCAGGUGCCUCUAAGAAAGACGUUGUUCCCCCAGCCUGGCAUGGAGGCCAAUUGUAUUGGUGUAUAAUUAUUUACUGUCAUUAAACACUUGUGCUUA
This is a messenger RNA of Sphaerodactylus townsendi, 1259 nucleotides long. It is a transcript of the gene DCTN2, whose product is annotated as dynactin subunit 2. Gene Ontology annotation, biological process: mitotic spindle organization. The coding region runs from base 1 to 834 and encodes 277 amino acids. The record is from RefSeq and is a predicted model, not a curated record. The transcript has 9 exons. Lineage: Eukaryota; Metazoa; Chordata; Lepidosauria; Squamata; Sphaerodactylidae. Gene Ontology annotation, cellular component: cytoplasm; dynactin complex; centrosome.